Messenger RNA from Serpula lacrymans var. lacrymans S7.9, 488 nucleotides. RefSeq lists its product as uncharacterized. The record is from RefSeq and is a predicted model, not a curated record. The transcript has a single exon. Lineage: Eukaryota; Fungi; Basidiomycota; Agaricomycetes; Boletales; Serpulaceae. The annotation marks the transcript as partial.
AAAUGGUGUUGUUGAGCGUGGACACUUCAUCAUAAGAGAAGCACUUGUCAAGUCCUGUGAAGGGAAUGUCGAUUUAUGGCCAACCAAGGUCCAUCAUGCCUUCUUUGCAGACAAGGUCACUACUCGUCGUUCUACUGGAUUCAGCCCUUUUUAUCUGUUGCACGGAGUUGACUCACACUACCAUUUGAUCUGACAGAAGCGACUUUCCUUGUUCAUGGAUUCCAUACUGCAAUGUCAACAGAAGACCUCAUUGCUCUGCGCAUUCGUCAACUAGAAAAGAGACAGGAUGAUUUGCAACAAGCUGCACUCACUAUACGCAAAACUCGUCUCAGAUCUAAAGCGCAGUUUGAGAAACUCUAUGCACGAAGGAUGUUCAAGAACGAAUACCAGCCUGGAGAGCUUGUUCUAGUGCGGAAUACUCAGGUUGAGAAAGAGCUGGAUCGUAAAGCAAAGCCUCGUUACAAUGGCCCUUAUGAAGUUGUGCGACG